Molecule: messenger RNA, 1445 nt
Organism: Cicer arietinum (chickpea)
Lineage: Eukaryota; Viridiplantae; Streptophyta; Magnoliopsida; Fabales; Fabaceae
Product: GDSL esterase/lipase EXL3-like
Cellular component (GO): extracellular region
Molecular function (GO): hydrolase activity, acting on ester bonds
Source: RefSeq, a predicted model, not a curated record
CUUAUAAAAGGCAUUACACUAAGCUAAAAUUAAGUAAAGUGCAGUCAAGUUUGUUGACAUAUUCCACAGAAACAUGAAGUUGCUCUUUCAAAAUCAAAAGCUUAUUUGCUAUCUUGCUACAAUACUAAUUAUCUCUCUACAUUAUGGUGAUGCUUUGAAUCUACCAAACAAUGAAACAGUCCCAGCACUGAUUGUGUUUGGUGACUCUGUAGUUGACUCAGGUAAUAACAACUACAUCAACACUAUUGUCAAGUGCAAUUUUGAACCUUAUGGUAGAGACUUUGGUGGAGGAAAUCAACCAACUGGGAGGUUCAGCAAUGGUUUAGUCCCUUCAGAUAUCAUUGCUUCAAAAUUUGGAGUCAAGAAAAUUUUGCCAGCUUAUCUUGAUCCAAAUCUACAACUUCAAGAUCUCUUAACUGGUGUAAGCUUUGCCUCCGGUGGCGCUGGAUAUGAUCCUCUAACUUCUAAACUAGCGUCUGUGAUAUCAUUAUCAGAGCAGUUGAACAUGUUCAAAGAAUACAAAAAUAAGAUAAAGAAAGCAGUUGGAGAAAAGAGAAUGGAAAUGAUAAUAACAAAGAGUGUAUACAUAGUGUGCAUAGGAAGUGAUGACAUUGCAAAUACUUAUGCUCAAUCACCAUUUAGGAGUGCAGAGUAUGAUAUUCCAUCAUACACAGAUUUAUUGGCUUCAUAUGCCUCAAAUUUCUUGCAGGAACUUUAUGGUUUAGGAGGUAGAAGGAUUGGAGUAAUUGGCAUGCCAAAUAUAGGGUGUGUGCCCUCACAGAGAACAAUUAGAGGAGGCAUUCAAAGAGGAUGUUCAGAUUUGGAAAACCAAGCAGCAACACUCUUCAACUCCAAACUAGUAUCUCAAAUUGAAGCCUUUCAACAUCAAUUUCUAGAGGCUAAGCUUGUCUACCUCGAUAUUUAUAAUCCAUUAAUGGAUAUAACUCAAAACCCUACUAAAUAUGGUUUUGAAGUAUCAGACAGAGGAUGUUGUGGAACAGGAAACAUAGAAGUAAGCGUACUAUGUAACCAUUACAGCUCAGACACAUGUUCAAAUCCUUCAAGCUAUGUAUUCUGGGACAGUUACCAUCCUACACAAGAGGCUUAUAAUGUGCUUUGUUCUAUGGUCAUUGAUGAUAAAAUUAAGGAUUUCUUCUAGAGCAUUUUCACUCUCAGUCUUGACUUAUACUCUAUUUGGUUCUGUUUUCUACAAUUUUGGCUUCUUGUUCACCAAUGCUCAUAUCUUUUAAUUUUUUUUAUUAGUGACAGUUUGAAGUAGGCCCAUGCUAUCAAAAUGGUAUAUACCUAAUAAAGCAUGUAAUACUAGAGUUAUAGGAAUUGACUUACUUCAUGGUCUUUCUUAUAUUGAUAAUAAUUGGCGAUUUGUAAUAAUGUAUAAGACUUGUAUAUUUGUAUCUUCAAUUUAUGAGUUUGGUGGUAUUUAA